AUGACGCAGAGAGCAAUUGAAGCAAACCCAACGCAUAUCAGGGCAAUACUCGAUAUGCCAUCACCAAAAAACAAGAAAGAAGUGCAAAAUCUUACCGGAAGGUAUUUAACUUCACCUCCAGUCCUUUCAAGUCCAAGAACGGGUCAAACCAUUUAUAUAUAUCUUGUUGCAAGCGAUUACGCAGUAAGUGCAGUUUUAUUCGUACGAGAACCUUAUGAGAAACCUGUCUACUUCGUUAGUAAAUCCCUAACGGAGGCGGAGACAAGGUACUCAAAGAUUGAGAAGAUAGCACUAGCACUGGUGCACGCGGCAAAGCGACUGAAACCCUAUUUCGGAGGACGACAUAUUGUGGUAUACACAGAAUACACACUAAGAAAAGUGCUCGCUGAAGCAGAUGAUUCAAGCAGGCUUGCUACGUGGGAAACCUAUCUCAGCGCUUACGGGAUUACCUACGAGCCAAGAACAUCCGAGAAAGGACAUGCACUGGCAUCAUUGAUGGAAGAUUUUCCUGUAUAUGAUAUUCCAUUAUCAGAAUCAAUCAUCGAUGAUGAAAUCCUACAAGAAUUAGAAGGAAAUCUGAUUCCUCUACCAUGGGAGUAUUCUAAAACAGUCAAAACAUUCUCGAGCGAGAGAGAUGUACCGACUAAUUUCGUGAAUCCAUCGGAGUUACCAGAAGAUGGAGAAAUAUUAUGGAAGUUAUACACCGACGGGUCCGCAAACACUAAUGGAGCUGGCGUUGGAUGUUUAUUGGUCUCUCCAGACGGGUUUCAUAUGGAAAAGUCUAUCCGGCUAGGAUUCCCAGCCUCCAACAAUCAAGCCGAGUACGAAGCAGCAAUAUCCGGCCUAAAAACUGCAUUACACCUGGGGGCGCGGAGAGUGAAACUGACAACCGUCUCAAUGAUAGUGGCACAUCAAUUUACUGGGUCAUAUAAGGCGAAGAAUGAAAAAUUAGCAUCUUAUCUCGAAUGUAUAACUGAAUUUGCAAAGAAGUUCGACGUUUUCAGCAUCGAGAAAAAACCGAGGGUGGAGAAUAGACAUGCAGAUUCACUUGCAUACCUGUCAUCAGCUGUGGAGUCUGAUACCCCAAGGUAUAUCGUCGUCGAAUUCCAAGAAUUCUCAAGCAUUCAGAAGGAUUCUUUUGAAACAAAUCUUAUAUGCAACAAUGAAGUUGGUGAAUCUAUGCAAGAUAAUUCACCGGAAGAAGAAGAGAAUGAUCCCAUGGAUAUCGAAGAUUGGAGAUUACCAUAUAUUCGUUACCUACAAGCUCAAGAACUUCCGGAAGAUAAAUAUCAAGCUGGAAAAAUAUCAAAAAAUGCAUGGAGGUACGUAUUGAUCGAAGGCGAACUCUACAAAAAACCAAUUGCAAUGGAGCCAUAUUUGCGUUGUGUGACUCCAGAUAUAGGGAAACAAUUAAUGGUAGAAGCACAUGAGGGAUGUUGCGGAAAUCAUUCAAGUGGAAGGAGAUUAGCACACAAACUCUUAUCUCAGGGAUAUUUUUGGCCUUACAUGCAAAGAGACGCAAAGGAAUACGCCAAGAAAUGCGUGUCAUGUCAAUUACACGGACCCCUUCUAAAAAGGCCAGCAAAUGAGUUGCACCCUGUUAUGAGCCCUUGGCCCUUCAGUAUGUGGGGAUUGGACAUCGUAGGUCCAUUUCCUACUGCACCUGGGGGCGUCAAGAUUACACAUCAAGCACAAUUUUUCCACCCCUAUUAUGUACAGAGUAACGGGCAAGCUGAAGCAACCAAUCGAGUGAUCCUGGACAACCUUAAAAGAACUCUCGACAAAGCUAAAGGAAGAUGGACGGAGUUCUUACUCGGAGUCUUAUGGGCAUACAGAACAACACCAAGGAGGUCAACAGGGUUUGCACCAUUUACAUUAGAUUACGGAGUAGAAGCUGUAGCUCCAGUAGAAUUGCUUGUCCCAACAACAAAAACACUAGCCGAACGUUCAGGCCAAAACUCAGAGAUCCUAGCAAGGGAUAAAGAACUCCUAGAAGAUGUUCGAGAAGAAGCAUCUAGAAGGUUGGUCAUUUAUCAACAGUCCAUGAAGUUUCAAUACAACAAGAAAGUUCGGGAACGAGUAUUUCAACCAGGAGAGCAGGUGUUGCGCAAGACCAGGCCUAGCACACUUGAUCCCAACAGUGGAAAGUUGAAUGCUAAUUGGGAGGGUCCUUACUUCAUUGAUAGGCCUGCUGGCAGCGGAGCAUACUGGCUAAAGAAAUUCAAUGGCCACGUAGAGCCAAAACCAUGGAAUUCUUUCAAUUUGAAAAAAAUUCUAUCAUUAAUGUAA
Molecule: messenger RNA, 2289 nt
Organism: Papaver somniferum (opium poppy)
Lineage: Eukaryota; Viridiplantae; Streptophyta; Magnoliopsida; Ranunculales; Papaveraceae
Exons: 3
Coding region: 1-2289 (762 amino acids)
Molecular function (GO): RNA-DNA hybrid ribonuclease activity; nucleic acid binding
Source: RefSeq, a predicted model, not a curated record